Messenger RNA from Acipenser ruthenus (sterlet), 1767 nucleotides. RefSeq names its product mucin-2-like. The record is from RefSeq and is a predicted model, not a curated record. The annotation marks the transcript as partial. The transcript has 19 exons. Lineage: Eukaryota; Metazoa; Chordata; Actinopteri; Acipenseriformes; Acipenseridae.
ACAUCCCCGCUUACAACAACUACCCCUCUAACAACUACAUCCCCGCUUCUAACAACUACAGCACCUCUAACAUCAACUACCCCUCUGACAACAACAUCUCUAACAACCACCCAUCUUACAACAACUACCCCUCUUACAACCACGCCUCUUACCUCAACUACCCCUCUUCAUCUAUCAACAACAUCCACUCUUAAAACUACCCCUCUUACAACAACUACCCCUCUUACAACCAGCCCUCUUGCAACAACUACCCCUCUAAUAACUACAACACCUCUCACAUCAACUACCCCUCUAUCAACAACAACCCCUCUUACAACCACCCCUCUUACAUCAACUACCCCUCUUACAACCACCCCUCUUACAACGACUACCCCUCUAACAACUACAUCCCUGCUUACAACAACUACACCUCUAACAACUACCACCCCGCUUACAACAACUACACCUCUUACAACAACUGCCCCUCUUACAACAACCACCCCUCAUGCAACAACUGCCCCUCCCCCGCUUAAAACAACUACACCUCUCAUAUCAACUACCCCUCUAUCAACAACAUCCACUCUUACAACGACCCCUCUUACAACAACUACCCCUCUUACAACCACCCCUCUUGCAACAACUGCACCUCUAACAUCAACAACCCCUCUAUCAACAACUACCCCUCUUACAACCACUACCCCUCUUACAACCACCCCUCUUGCAACAACUACCCCUCUAACAACUACAACACCUCUCACAUCAACUACCCCUCUAUCAACAACAACCCCUCUUACAACUACUACCUCUCUUACAACCACCCCUCUUGCAACAACUACCCCUCUAACAACUACAACACCUCUCACAUCAACUACCCCUCUAUCAACAACAACCCCUCUUACAACUACUACCUCUCUUACAACCACCCCUCUUGCAACAACUUCCACUCUUACAACUACACCUCUAACAACUACAACAACUACCCCUCUUACAACCACCCCUCUUGCAACAACUACCACUACCCCUCUGACAACAACAACUCUAACAACCACCCCUCUUACAACAACUACCCCUCUUACAACCACGCCUCUUACAACUACAGCACCUCUAACAUCAACUACCCCUCUGACAACAACCACUCUUGCAACAACUACCUCUCUAACAACUACAUCCCAGCUUACAACAACCCCUCUUACAUCAACUAGCCCUCUUACAACCACCCUGCUUACAACAACUACACCUCUAACAACUGCCCAUUUCUCAUCAACCACCCCUCCAGCUAGUGCACCUAUUACCCCUCUAACAACUACAACACCUCUCACAUCAACUACCCCUCUACAGCUUACAACAACUACACCUCUAACAACUACAACCAAGCUUACAACAACUGGCGGCAGAAAUCCUUGCACCGGCCCUGAUCUCAAGGGAUUAGUUUUGUGUCGCUACGAGCUUCAGCCCAGCUGGCCAACCUCCUGUUUCUGCCCACCGUCGAGUCGACCAGUCUACGGAGAAGCACACUAUCCACCUUACCCUGUGCCUUUCUGGUACAAGAGACACAUCGAGAAGAGGGAACGAGAUAGCAAGGAGGACCUAGUAAACCAGUGGUUUGAGGAAGAGUUUGAGUGGUCCACCCCUCAUGCGGGUAUGUCGUCUGACACCAUCACCUGCACAGGCUAUGAAAAUACUGAAUCAUCUUACAAGCAAGAUUUUCACCUGAAUUUCGAGAACAUCAACUGCCAAAUGCAGAUGAAAGCUGAAAGACCUCACAUAAUGUAUGCGUCUGAGAUUUAA